GCGAAUAGACUGCUAGCUUUCUCUAACUUCAAAGAUGGCCGUCUGACUCUGAGGAUUUUGUAACAGAAACACAGACUUUGCACGUGUUUUGUUCCAAUUAUUCCAAAUUCUCCCAUUUUCCAACGCCACGAUGCCGGUGGGACGGAACUGGGCGAAGCUUCUGCGGGCAUGGAACCCGCAGUGGGUCAUCGGGAGGGUCGUGGGGGUCAGACUGGAGCAGGUCGCCAAGGUCAAGUGUGUGAAGAUGGUUCUGGACCCGUACAUCGUCAAGUAUUUUGGGAAGCCCAGAAUAUUCUACGUGUACGACCCAGAGAAGAAGUGCACCAUGGGAGAUGUUGUUCUACUGAAGGCUCUACCCGAACCCGCGCCGACGACACCCCACCCCUCCACUCACGAGAUUAGUGAAUUUGUGCAUCAGGUUGGGAGAAUAUACGACCCCAUCAGAGGCCAGCGCUGUGAAGGCACGACCCUCCUCCCCCCUGAAACACACAAACUUCCCCAGCAAGCAACCAGAGGGCGACCCUACAGCGAGAUACCUCCAGCCGAAAAGUCACCCUACGAAAAAGUCUUACCGGAGUCAGAAUAUCACCGCAAUAAAGGACUACCAUGAUAGGUUUAGGAGCAGUAAAGAACCUUGAAGUUCUUGUUUCUGUGGAGCCUUGAAUCAUAGAUUAUAAGUUAUUACUUAUAGGUGCAUUUCUGAAAACAUGACAUUAACUACCGGUAUUCCAGUAUCUCCAUACAAAUAUGUACUGAGAGGAUGCUUUAGAGAGCUAAGUUUAGAAUCACAUGGUUGAUAUGUUCAUUUCUGUUAUAAAGCUAAUGUCUGAUACCUGGGAAAUAAAAUCUACAAAAACAUGACAGCAUUUGGGAGUGGUGUAUACUUUUAUUUACUUGUUCACACAGUAAAAGUACAAUUGCAGAUUCUGUCACACAAACUGGGAUAACACCUAGAUAAUGCGAGAUGAAGACUGUUCUGUAACAGGUUAUUGUUUUGCUAAGAUAUUUGUUUUUCCUGUAUCUUAUAUUCUUUACCAAGAAAGGUGUUGAAAUGAAUAUAUGGACUGUUGUCUUGUGUUUCAUACUUCACUCCUGUACAGUAUAUCUUAAAUUGUGUUAUAUACAUGUACACUACAUGUAUACAUAUGGAUUUGUAGUCUUUGGGGUGGUUACAGAAGUCAAACCAUGACCAGGUUUUGAUUCCAACAAAUUCUGAAGCAACAUCCAAUACAAUAAAGGU
This is a messenger RNA of Branchiostoma floridae (Florida lancelet), 1240 nucleotides long. RefSeq names its product 28S ribosomal protein S17, mitochondrial-like. Gene Ontology annotation, molecular function: structural constituent of ribosome. The transcript has 3 exons. NCBI's taxonomy places the organism in Eukaryota, Metazoa, Chordata, Leptocardii, Amphioxiformes, Branchiostomatidae. The record is from RefSeq and is a predicted model, not a curated record. The coding region runs from base 131 to 610 and encodes 159 amino acids. Gene Ontology annotation, biological process: mitochondrial translation. Gene Ontology annotation, cellular component: mitochondrial small ribosomal subunit.